Molecule: messenger RNA, 2564 nt
Organism: Onychostoma macrolepis
Lineage: Eukaryota; Metazoa; Chordata; Actinopteri; Cypriniformes; Cyprinidae
Gene: twf1b
Product: twinfilin actin-binding protein 1b
Exons: 9
Coding region: 115-1164 (349 amino acids)
Biological process (GO): actin filament depolymerization; positive regulation of neuron projection development; barbed-end actin filament capping
Cellular component (GO): actin filament; cytoplasm; myofibril
Molecular function (GO): actin monomer binding; actin filament binding
Source: RefSeq, a predicted model, not a curated record
GGGCCACGUAAUGGCGUCACAUGACAGGCAUCUCAAAUUACUGUAGUUCAUUCUCUGACUUCCGUGUUCUUUCACUACUACCAUCUACCAACCGGCCGACGCAAGAGAGCCAGAAUGUCUCAUCAAACCGGCAUCCAAGCCACCGGGGAAGUGAAAGAAAUCUUUGCGAAGGCCCGGAAUGGAGAAUAUCGGCUCAUCAAAGUAGUGAUUGAAAAUGAGAAGUUAGUUCUUGGCGGAAGUAAACGGGCUGCCAAGAAAUGGGACCAGGAAUGGGACAGCUGUGUUCUCGCUCUCGUGGAGGAUGACAUGCCCUCGUACCUUCUCUACAGGUUGGAUACCACCAACAACCAGGGGUAUGAGUGGAUCUUUCUGGCCUGGUCACCGGAUCACUCUCCAGUUCGACAAAAGAUGUUGUAUGCUGCCACGAGGGCCACGCUGAAGAAAGAGUUUGGUGGUGGCCACAUUAAAGAGGAGAUUUUUGGCACAGUGAAGGACGAUGUCUCUCUAAAUGGCUAUAAAAGGUACCUCAGCUCCCAGGCGGCGCCUCUGCCUUUGACUGCAGCAGAGGAGGAACUGAGGCAAAUCAAACUCAAUGAGUUGCAGACAGACAUUCAUGUUGACACAAAGCAGCAGACUCUUCAGGGAGUGGCAUUCCCUAUGCAGAGAGAAGCUAUUCAGGCUCUGGAGCAGUUCAGGGAGAAAAGGAUUAACUACGUUCAAUUGGAAAUUGAUUUUCCUAAAGAAUCCAUCAAGUUGUCCAGCACGGCUCCCACAGAGCUGAAAGAUUUGCCUAAAAGGAUCCCAAACGAUGCAGCUAGGUAUCACUUUUUCCUCUACAAACACUCGCAUGAAGGAGACUACCUUGAGUCCACAGUGUUCAUCUACUCUAUGCCUGGUUAUAAAUGCAGCAUCAGAGAGAGAAUGCUGUAUUCAAGCUGCAAGAACCCUCUCAUAGACACAGUGGAGAAAAACUUAGACAUUGAAAUUGCAAAAAAGCUGGAAAUUGACAAUGGUGAUGAACUAACCAGUGACUUUCUGUACGAAGAGGUUCAUCCUAAGCAGCAUGCGCACAAGCAAGCUUUUGCCAAACCCAAGGGGCCAACCGGGAAGAGGGGGGGCCGUAGAAUUACACGGGCGCCAGGGGACGGCGGCGAUGAUGAUUAAACCUCUCCCUGUUCUGAAUCUGACAGUGGUACAUUCCACUUAGUCUAAUGAAUCCCGUCCUCGAAGAAUUCCCAUUUUUACCUUGACUCAUGUAGACCACAGCCCUAUAGACUGAUCUAUGCACAAAGUAAAACACUAAGCCUGUGAAAUAACAUUUUGUAGCUUGCAAUAUGAUACUCUAUGUGGAAGAACACCGAUUGAGGUAGACGAGAAUGUGUUUUACUAAGCUUCACUUGCAUUCGAGGAUGCCGUAUGUGAUGUUCCUGGUAAUAGUUUUAACACUAUUAUGCUGUUUACUUGCGUAUUAGCCAAGAUUAUGAUAUAGAGUGCAAUACUGUUGAAAUAGACACUCCAUUUAGUGCUUGUUGUCCAGUAAUAGAUAUUGAUUUUCAAACCUUUUUGAACAUCAUUUUUGAGAAAAAGAGAUGGUUUCCCCUUUCAAGGUAUAAAUUGCACUUUCAGUGGUAGCCUUCCAGCUUUCCAUUUUAGCUUAGGAGUUACUUUAAUAUUUGUCCAGGAAAAUGGCUGUGGAGAUUAGGCAUGAUUUGUGUUUGGAAAACAACCCGGAAAGUUAAACAGUCCACAGGAAGGUCAGAAGUUCAGAUCUGUUUUAUGAGGCCGUAUGCAUUAUUAAUUAACUUUCUGAUUGAUUAGGUUGAAAAUUUUCUUAAAGAGUGACUACAUAAAUUAUCAGUAUUCUGACAGCCACUGAAGCUUUUAGCGAUAGGGUAGGGAUGAUUUCAAUGAAGGAUUUGCCAAGAAUAUUGUGCUGAAAAUGUUCCAAUACCUUUUUUUUAAUAUGUUUUAAUUCUUAAAAAUUGGUCUUGUCAUUUUUUUUUUUUAAAUGUAGGAUUGUGUAAUUAAAGGGAUAUGAUAAUAGAAUCCGUCAUAACACAAAUCUGAAAAAGUGAUGCCUCUCUGCAUCUCAGAUAUUUUUCACGUGAAGACUAAACCCGCAGAGAUACUAUUUUUCUAAGCCUGUACAGCUGUUUGUUCAGAUGAUGUCGUUGUCUAACAUCUUGAAGUGAGUGUCCAUGGUUUCAGGGGUUUAGGGCCAUCCUGUCUGCCUGAACGAAUGUUUUACAUGUCAUCUAAUAGCCAGCCUGCAUUUCACGCCAUUCGCAACCGCACUAAUGUAAAAGUGCUUGGAGUUAAGUUCACUCAGCAACCUGCUUGGGAUGCUUUUGAAAGCACUCAUAAGGGAAGGGACUGGGAAGUUCCAGAACCUCUGGGACGAUCCAUCUACUGAUUCACAACAGGCGAACCACUAUUAACAUGUCUCUUAUGUAAGGGUAUUAUGAAGUCUGGAAAGGAAUCAUUGAGUCUUAAAUGUCUUUUUCUAUGCAUUGUAUAAGAUAGAGGAAUAGAGGAGAGAGAAAAAUAAAAAGAUUUGAAAAUUC